Messenger RNA from Babesia bovis T2Bo, 951 nucleotides. Its product is annotated as CDK-activating kinase assembly factor MAT1 family protein. Gene Ontology annotation, cellular component: transcription factor TFIIH holo complex. Bases 74 to 862 code for a protein of 262 amino acids. Gene Ontology annotation, biological process: regulation of cyclin-dependent protein serine/threonine kinase activity; DNA repair; regulation of transcription by RNA polymerase II. Lineage: Eukaryota; Apicomplexa; Aconoidasida; Piroplasmida; Babesiidae. The record is from RefSeq and is a predicted model, not a curated record. The transcript is spliced from 6 exons.
GAGGUGUAUAUAAAUCGAUGAUCGUUGAGGAAUUGAUUCGUAUACGCUCGGAAUCCCGAGUCACAUUGUCGACAUGAUGGACACGGAAUGUCCUAUAUGCCUAGAGGUGAUUACUCCAAGUAGCGAGAAGAAGCUACUAGUAUCUAAGCUGUGCGAUCAUAAAAUAUGUAACGUAUGCGCUGAGCAGCAGUUAUCGUCACAAAUGGGUCAUGCGCAAUGCGCAAUAUGCAGAACACAUAUUUCCUGGGAGUCAUUCAGUAUAUAUGACAACACGAAAACGUAUUACCAAACGGUUAAAGAAGCUCGCAAACGUGUACUGCAAGUCUACAAUGACACGAGGAGUAAUUUCAAGGAUACACCAGAUUACAAUGCAUUCCUCGAGAAACGUGAAAAUCUGGUUAUUAACUUAACCUACGGGAGGUCUGAUCCAAGGUGGGAACAGGCCGAUGCUGAAUUAAAGGCAUAUGAAUCCCAAAAUGCUGCGAAGAUAUCGUCUAAUAUGGCACUUCAGGAAAACGAGCUACGUAAACGUGUUAAACACAUUGUGGACACGGAGAAAACAUUCUACGAAAUGGUAGACAAGAGUGCUCCGUUCAAUCUAUGGAAGGUUGAUGACUUGGUACAUACAUUGCAACGCACGCAUGCGUCAUAUUUCAUCGAAGAAAAGGCGUUAAUGUCAUCUAAAGGGGAAUGUGUCCCAUUGAAUGCUUCAAUACGUAGCACUGCAGAUAUACCACGACGUGUGAUGACAACAAGGGACGAAGUACUAGAAUGCGAUAUAGCCGGAGGAUAUGAUAUAAAACUAGUAAAUCAACGGUGUGAGAGACAAGUAGAACUACUAUUACUUUGGAAUUUAUCAUAGAAAACAAAGCAAUCUGGAUCUACCUAUAUAGUAUCCAAGCGAGAAAGUGACAUUGGGAUCCCGAGUGUAAAAUAUACAACAUUAUCGCA